AUGUACUGUCUCAUAGAAUUUAAGGAAAAAGACGGGGGUGGACUUGCUGUUGUAUCAGACACAUGGCUGACGCCCCGUAAAAAGCAGGUAUAUUGGCCCCCUUAUAAAGAUAACGGCCAAUUUCGAAAGGCUUUAACAAAGGGCGAAGAGGUUAAUAGUGAGACUUGGAAAUUAUAUGAUAUCCAUCGUACAUUCUAUGAAUGUGAUGAUUAUGCUAAAGCAUGCAUUAAAUUAAAGAAGGCCCAAGUUACAUCAGACAUACAAUCUGAUGAAAAUGAGGAAGUAAUACAGAAAAGAAGACGUAUUCCAAGAAAACUAUCUUAUUCAGAUAGUGAAGAAGAAGACAGCUGCAAACUUCCUCGUCCUCCACCUAUAAAAUUAGGAAAAACUAGUACACCUGCCUUAGUUAACUUACUUUCGAGUACAUCACCUGAAGUAACUCCUAGCAGUUCAUAUAUUGCUUCGUCACAGGCAUCGACUGAUACUUCCAGAGACACAACUCUCGAUAGAGCAGCAUAUGAGACACUUCUUAAGUAUGUUUUAAAAGUAAAGGAGCAAAAUCAACAAAUUUUGUCUUUACUACAAAAGAAGUCUACAGAUGUGCCAGUCUCAAUGGUACCCAGUGAUUUACCUAUCAACUUUCCUUUAAAUCUUGAAGAGGAUUUAAGAAGCCUAGAGAAUUAUUUAAAUAAUAAGGAAAAUUUGAAUGUUUUAAUUUUGUAUUUUUCACAGAAAGGGGCCAGUAAUGAAUUAAUAACAACUGUAAACAGAACAUUAAAGCAUUUAAUAUCAAAUGCACUAGCAAGCCAAUAUAGCUACUUUGGAAAAAGACAAAAAAGGGCUUUCCAUGAAUUAAAAUUAAAUGAACUUGUAAUUGGUUCAGUUAAACUUAGUUGUCCUGCUUGUAGUGACAAAACCAUAGAAGAUGCCAUAAAAGUUUGGCUGAAACAUGCACCCUAUCGUUUGAAGUUAACUCCAAUGUAG
Molecule: messenger RNA, 984 nt
Organism: Psylliodes chrysocephalus
Lineage: Eukaryota; Metazoa; Arthropoda; Insecta; Coleoptera; Chrysomelidae
Source: the annotation of a GenBank genome assembly